AUGUCAAAAGGGGUUACUAUUACUUUGCUCUUAUUACUGGCGACUUCUCGUCUAUUUUUUCAACCACUCUAUUCCCUAAUCUCAGAUUGUGAUGAGACUUUCAAUUAUUGGGAACCUUUAAACCUAUUAGUCAAUGGGUUUGGGAAACAAACUUGGGAAUACUCACCAGAAUACGCUAUUCGUUCAUGGGCGUUUCUAUCUCCCUUUGCCUUUAUAUUGAAACCUUUCAAUUGGAUCUUUCCUCAAUUGGAUAAUGUUUGGAGCUUCUAUUUAGUAAGAUUCACUUUAGGAUUGGUUAGCUUCAUCUGGGAAUAUCUAUUACAUUUAGAAAUAGCCACAAGUUUAUCACCUACUUCAGCUAAUAUAUGGUUAUUAUUCCAGGUCUUUAAUCCAGGUUGGUUCCAUGCCUCGGUAGAGUUAUUACCAUCAUCAGUAGCUAUGCUGUUAUAUUUGAUUUCUAUAAAAUAUGCCAUCAAUUAUUUAUCAAGAGAUAAUUAUUCAAGUUUCCUAAAGAGUUUGGGAACAAAUUUCUUGGCAGGUUUAUUAGGUUGGCCAUUUGUUUUAAUUCAAAGUUUACCGCUAUGUUUACAUUAUUUCUUCAAUCAUAAUAUUAUGUGGACUUUAAGAACUGCUUUUGAUUCCACAGUACUAUUUAUUACAGUUGCCAUACCAAUUAUUUCAUUUGAUUCGAUUCUUUAUGGGAAAUUCGCACCAGUCUCUUGGAAUAUUUUAUUUUAUAAUGUUUUAAAUGCAUCUGAUGAAUCUGGUCCAAAUAUCUUUGGUGUUGAACCUUGGUACUAUUAUAUUCAAAAUAUUAUUUUAAAUUUUCCAUUACCAAUGAUUUUAUUCUCUUUAAUAGGUUUAAUUAAUUGGAAAUUAUGGCCAUUAUGGUUAACUUUAAUCUCUUGGGUUUUAAUAUUUAUUGCUCAACCUCAUAAGGAAGAAAGAUUCUUAUAUCCAAUUUACCCAUUAAUCACUUUAUCUGCAACUGUAGGAUUUCAUAAACUAACAAUCCUAUUCAAUUGUAAAAAUCAUCAUAAUAAUAAGAAUAGAUUUUUAAAAUUAAUCUUCACUUUUGUAUCAUCACUCUUUAUUAUUUUACAAUCCAUUUCAAGAAUUGUUGCUUUAAUAUUGAAUUAUACAGCCCCAUUGAGCGUUUACUUCCAGUUAUCAACUACCGAAAUUAAUCCUACAAAUAUAAUUCAAAAUGUUUGUACAGGUAGAGAAUGGUAUCAUUAUCCAACUUCAUUUUUUUUACCAGACAAUAUGAGAUUGAAAUUCAUUAAAUCAGGGUUUAAUGGCUUACUACCAGGUGAUUUUAUUGAAAAUACCUCUAUUGUUAAUCAAAUUAGAACUAUUCCUCAAAAUAUGAAUAACAUGAAUUUAUUUGAAUCUGAUAAAAUUAUUCCUGUUGAACACUGUAAUUAUUUUAUUGAUAUCAUGCAACCAAUUGAUAUUAAUCAAGAUUCCAUGGAUCCAUUUGAUUUACAAGAAAAUACUGAUUGGAAAACUAUUAAAUGUUCAAAAUUUAUCGACGUAGAUAAUUCAAAAAUUUUAGGGAGAACCUUUUAUUUACCACAAUGUAUUACCAAUAUAUUUGAUAAAUUUUUACCUGAAAAUAAAUAUUGGAAAAAAAUUUAUGGUACAAAGUAUUUUAAUUAUUGUUUAUUUGAAAAAAUUGAAGGUCAGUCUAUAAGUGAUUCAUCUCUAAUUGAAUCAUUAACAUCAAAAAUUAACGAAAACGAGGCACAAGAAAUUAAUAUCAAUGAUGAAUUGUGA
Molecule: messenger RNA, 1779 nt
Organism: Henningerozyma blattae CBS 6284
Lineage: Eukaryota; Fungi; Ascomycota; Saccharomycetes; Saccharomycetales; Saccharomycetaceae
Gene: ALG9
Product: dolichyl-P-Man:Man(6)GlcNAc(2)-PP-dolichol alpha-1,2-mannosyltransferase
Exons: 1
Coding region: 1-1779 (592 amino acids)
Biological process (GO): protein N-linked glycosylation
Cellular component (GO): endoplasmic reticulum membrane
Molecular function (GO): alpha-1,2-mannosyltransferase activity
Source: RefSeq, a predicted model, not a curated record